CCAGCCGGUUACUUGCGUCGGCGAGGCUGCAAUCCCCGCUGGUGUCGGUACCGUAGAGAACACAGCAGAGGGUCGACCGCCGCCGCAGCGGAGAAGCAAGGGAAGAAUGUGGGUUUUUGGUUAUGGGUCCCUGAUCUGGAAGGUGGACUUCCCUUAUCAGGACAAGAUGGUCGGAUACAUCACAGGCUACAACAGGCGCUUCUGGCAGGGAAGCACCGACCAUCGCGGGGUCCCCGGCAAGCCUGGAAGAGUUGUGACUCUUGUUGAAGAUCCUGGGGGUUGUGUUUGGGGUGUUGCUUAUAGACUGCCAACAGGAAAGGAAGAAGAAGUAAAAGCAUACCUUGACUUCAGAGAGAAAGGAGGCUACAGGACCACAACAGUCAUUUUUUAUCCAAAAGAUCCCACAACAAAACCAUUCACUGUGCUGCUAUAUAUUGGAACAUGUGAUAAUCCUAAUUACCUUGGUCCUGCACCUCUAGAAGACAUUGCUGAACAAAUUUUUAAUGCUUCUGGUCCAAGUGGAAGAAAUACAGAAUAUCUUUUUGAACUUGCAAAUUCUAUGAGGAACCUUGUGCCAGAAGAUGCCGACGAGCAUCUUUUCUCUUUGGAGAAAUUAGUAAAGGAACGUUUAGAAAGAAAACAGAACCUCAACUGCUUAUAAAGACCUAAUCACUGACUUUUCCAAACAAGCAGAGCUUUUAGGCUUCAGAAAAAAGCUAUAGCUUCGUGCACGCUGGCAAUAUGAUUUGGAAACAUGUUUACUUGAAGGUCUUAUUUAUUUUUAAUGUUGUAGUCAAGAUAUGACCAAAAUGUGCAGUUUGAUUUCAUGUAUCCUGAAACACAUAAAUAUUUAAAAUACUGGGAUAUAGUUAAAGAAAAAAUUCAAGUUUUAAUGAUAUAAUGGUUUCCUAACUAUGAUAUUGAUCACUUGCUCAUAGGAAGUGAGUUCUUUAGAAAAAUACAAUGAAGGACUCAGUCCAAAGCUUUUUUUUUUUUUUUUUAAAGAUUUUAUUUAUUUAUUUGACAGAGAUAGAGACAGCCAGCGAG
Molecule: messenger RNA, 1047 nt
Organism: Ailuropoda melanoleuca (giant panda)
Lineage: Eukaryota; Metazoa; Chordata; Mammalia; Carnivora; Ursidae
Gene: CHAC2
Product: ChaC glutathione specific gamma-glutamylcyclotransferase 2
Exons: 3
Coding region: 107-661 (184 amino acids)
Biological process (GO): glutathione catabolic process
Cellular component (GO): cytoplasm
Molecular function (GO): glutathione specific gamma-glutamylcyclotransferase activity
Source: RefSeq, a predicted model, not a curated record